Molecule: messenger RNA, 858 nt
Organism: Sycon ciliatum
Lineage: Eukaryota; Metazoa; Porifera; Calcarea; Leucosolenida; Sycettidae
Product: small ribosomal subunit protein eS4-like
Exons: 5
Coding region: 35-814 (259 amino acids)
Biological process (GO): translation
Cellular component (GO): ribosome; cytosolic small ribosomal subunit
Molecular function (GO): structural constituent of ribosome; RNA binding
Source: RefSeq, a predicted model, not a curated record
UUCUCUUUCCUUUCUGCUUUACUAUCCAGCCAAAAUGGGGCGAGGACCAAAGAAGCACCUCAAGCGGGCCAAUGCUCCCAAACAUUGGAUGUUGGACAAGCUUUCGGGCUCGUUCGCACCCAAGCCUUCAGCUGGCCCCCAUAAGAUGAGGGAAUGUCUUCCCCUCAUCAUCUUCUUGAGGAACCGCCUGAAGUACGCGUUGACCGGUGAUGAGGUGAAGAAGAUCGUGAAACAGAGACUCAUCAAGGUCGAUGGAAAAGUCCGUACCGAUGUGACUUUCCCAGCAGGAUUCAUGGAUGUUGUGACCAUCGAGAAGACCGGUGAGCACUUCCGUCUGAUCUUUGACGUCAAGGGCCGCUUUACUGUCCACCGUAUCACCAAGGAGGAGGCUUGCUUCAAGCUUUGCCGUGUCCGCCGCGUUGCUGUUGGUAACAGGAGUGUUCCCUACAUCGUCACCCAUGACGGUCGCACCAUCCGUUACCCCGACCCAACCAUCAAGUCCCACGAUACCAUCAAGUUGGACAUCACUAACGGCAAGAUCACCGAGAUUGUGCCGUUCGACACUGGAUGCCUUGUCAUGGUUAUUGGUGGUCGUAACUUGGGACGUGUUGGUGUUGUCACUCACCGUGAGCGUCACCAUGGAUCCUUCGACAUCGUCCACAUUAAGGAUGCUGUUGGCAACACCUUUGCCACUCGUCUCUCCAAUGUGUUCGUCCUUGGCCGCCAGAAGGCUCUUGUUUCACUGCCCAAGGGCAAGGGUGUUCGUCUGAGCAUCGCUGAGGAGCGUGACCGACGCUUGGCUUCAGACAAGUAAUCUGUUUUUAUUCUUGUCUUGAUUUAAUACAAAGUGGAAAAGAU